AUGACGACCACUCAGCCUCGCAAGCGGCCACGCCUUUCUGGAGACGCGGAGGACACUGGUGGCACGAGCGACCUGGAGAGAGCGGAGACGGGAAGAGUGAGGGAUGCAGAGUUCUGGUUCGAGGAUGGGAGCAUCGUGCUCAUUGUAGGGGGCGUUGAGUUUCGGGUCUACAAGGGUAUCCUCGCGAACGCGUCGCAAGUGUUCGAAGACAUGUUCGCCCUCCCCGCACCCCCUCCGUCUUCUACCACCACCGUCUACGGCUGUCCCGUCGUCGAGCUGCAUGACUCUGCCGACGAUGUGGUUCGGAUCCUCCGACUGGUUAUGCCGAAGCACUGGUACGUCUUCUCAUUUUCGGCGUUCCUCCCCCUCUCAGUGCAUCCCUGUCCUAGUUCCUACGUCCUCGAAGAUCUCGACAUGCAGGACAUCAGCGCGGGCAUCCGGCUUGGCCACAAGUACCAGAUGACCGUGCUCGCAAAUAACCUCGUCUCGCGCCUUGGCCAGUACUACACGCGGCACUGGUCGGUGUGGAGCUCCCCUCAAAGACAAGCAUAUCCCGAACGCCUCAGAGGCUCUGCCGCAAUCGCCGUCGUCAACCUCGCGGGUCUCACUGGGGACACUUGGAUGCUUCCCGCAGCGUUCAUGGAAUGCCUCCGGCUCCCGACGGAGGAACUUCUCGCUGGCUUCACGCGCGGUGACGGCACGGUGGAACAUCUAUCCCCGGAGGACCUCGCAUCGUGCGUUGGCGGCCGAUCGCACCUCCUGGUGUUCGAGACGGCAUUCUACGGGUGCAUCUUGGACAAGUCCUGCUCCCUCCUCUGCACGCGCCGCAUUUUUGAUGAAUGCACCACCGCGUUGCGCGGGAAGCGAGAUGACCUGCAGGGGCUCUCCCAGCACCUUGUUGCCCUUCGAGAUCCCACCGAGCCGAGGGAGGCCCUUCUCGCCUGGGCCGACCGUGAGCUUUGCUCGAGCUGCAUCGACGAGGUACGAAGGGUGAGGGUGCGACGAAAGCAAGCACGCGGGCGUCUGCGUAUCGGCGCAGCAGCAAGGGUGAAAGACGACGAGUUCUGGUACGAGGACGGGAGCAUCACCUUGGUGGCAGAAGCCGUCGAGUUCCGAGUCUACAAAGGGGUCCUCGCCAAUGCGUCCCCCGUCUUCAAAGAUAUGUUCUCCCUCCCUGCGAUCCCCUCCUCUCCCGACACUACCAAUAUUGUCGCACUCCAAGACUCUGCGGACGAUGUUCGGCGAAUGCUCCGGUUGGUGCUCCCGAAAGACUGCGUACACAUCGCUGGACCGUUGGAGAUGUGGGACAUCAGCGCUGGCAUACGCCUGGGCCACAAGUACGAGAUGAAGACGCUCGUCGCCCACCUCACCAAGCGCCUCGGCGAGUACUACACUUCUUCCUGGACCGUCUGGUGCUCGCCCUCGAGGGAGAAAGUGCCGAGAAGCUUCAAGGGCACCGCGGCCAUCGCCGUGAUGAACAUCGCGAGACUCACGGGCGCAAACUGGCUGCUUCCCGCCGCGUUCCUGGAGUGCUGCCUCCUCCCUCCGCGGGAGCUCCUCGCGGGUUUCGAGCGCAGCGACGGCGCGAUGGAGCGUCUCUCGACCGAAGACCUCGCGACGUGCCUCGAAGCCAAGCUGGAGUUGAUGAAGGCUGAGGGCGAUGCCGCAACGUCGCUCUGUGGCCCCGGUCCGGACUGCCCUGACCGCCCGGAAUGCAGGUCGGAGCUCUACGACCGGGCAGAGUUCGUCAUCAACGACGUGCUAUACCAUCUGAAUCCUACCACGCCGAGGUCGGACUGGAUCAACAGCUUCAAAGGUUGCCUCUGUCGUUCGUGCCGAGCAUCGCUGUCGAAGAGGGACGUCGCGGCUAGCAUGGACUUGUUCCAUCGGCUUCCUGGGUUCUUUGGCAUUGUGGUCGCCAACUGGGGAGUGGAAGGUGCCCCCGCUGCUGACAUCUGA
Messenger RNA from Epithele typhae, 1959 nucleotides. RefSeq lists its product as uncharacterized. The transcript has 4 exons. The record is from RefSeq and is a predicted model, not a curated record. Lineage: Eukaryota; Fungi; Basidiomycota; Agaricomycetes; Polyporales; Epitheliaceae. Gene Ontology annotation, molecular function: protein binding. The coding region runs from base 1 to 1959 and encodes 652 amino acids.